Chaetomium fimeti is the source of this 832-nucleotide messenger RNA. RefSeq names its product Mss4-like protein. NCBI's taxonomy places the organism in Eukaryota, Fungi, Ascomycota, Sordariomycetes, Sordariales, Chaetomiaceae. Gene Ontology annotation, molecular function: carbon-sulfur lyase activity. The transcript has 2 exons. The record is from RefSeq and is a predicted model, not a curated record. Bases 129 to 632 code for a protein of 167 amino acids.
CCAUCAUCAACUUUUGUUCCCCUCUUGCCUCUCCAGAUACUUAACACUCCAGAGUGCGAAGACCACAAGCUGCCCAAGCAGUCAAGAACCACCACAAGUCAAGCAACCUCAUCAUCCUCACCAUCACCAUGGCGCCUUCUUUCCCCACCCCCAAGUUCAUCACCGGCGGUUGCCUGUGCAACAGCCUCCGUUACCGCGUCGACUUCCCCGCUGAUCAUGAUUUCAAAGCCUCGUCCAGCCACUGCCAGUGCACCCAAUGCCGCAGGCAAGGCGGUGGCCUCUUCUUCAGUUCCCACGGGGUCAGCCCGGCGAGCGUGCACUUCAAGUUCACAUCACCCACCACUACCCUCAAGACCUACCGCUCCAGCACGAAGGGCGAGCGCGUCAUCUGCUCCGAGUGUGGCUCGUGGAUCUACUGGAGACCGAUCAGCGAGGAGCAAGAGGACUACCUCUCGUUCACCGUCGGCACCGUCGACCCGCUGUACCUGUUCGGCGAGGGUGCCGACGGCGUCGAGGUGCCCAAGGAGGGGUUCGGAUACGCCCUAGCGAAUGGCGAGGGCGGCUGCUGGUUUGCGGAGAAUGAGAUCAAGGGGAUCACGGACUGCAUGACUAUUCUGGCGAAUAAAAAGUAGUGAACGGGAAGGAACAGGGUCAACUCCGAAGGGGAAUUCCGGGGGUGAUGGGUGGCAGCUACAACGGUGGAUGGCGGCGAUGUUGAAGUGGUUUAAAGGGGCUGUGCCCUUGGCCAAUGCGAUAUCUUCUACAACACCAAGCUGUGAUUAGGUCACCAAUUGCGCUAGAUCGUCUCCAAUACCACACCUGGGUGUCCUGC